Myxocyprinus asiaticus (Chinese sucker) is the source of this 4604-nucleotide messenger RNA. RefSeq names its product zinc finger protein 616-like. NCBI's taxonomy places the organism in Eukaryota, Metazoa, Chordata, Actinopteri, Cypriniformes, Catostomidae. The record is from RefSeq and is a predicted model, not a curated record. Bases 189 to 3986 code for a protein of 1265 amino acids. The transcript has 7 exons.
CCCGCAACACUCCGGACCCCGGUGCCCACGGCAGCUGCGCCGAGAAGGCCACACACACAUGCUCUGCGCGUUAGAGCAGAAGUGUAUCAAGCCGGAGCAGGAGACGGAAAUGAAGCAGAAGUUGUUUUAGAAACCGACAGAAAACACCAGAAGAAGAUGAAAGAAGAGCUGAUGCUUUGAGCAGUUCGAUGUUCAUCAUGAGAGAGCAGGUGGAUGUGAUUCAUGCUGGAGAACAGCAGAUGCUGCAGACACCAGUGCAGAUGUGUUCAGUGAAGCUGCUGGACUGCAGGAACAUGAUGAAGAUGGAAGGAGAAAUCAAACUAGAGGAUCAACAGAGUGAUGAAGAUGAAACCACUGUAGAGGAAGAACAGAGUGAUGAUGAUUUUAUUCCUUCAGAGCUGAUGGGUGUGAAAGAGGAACUUCAAGAGCUGAAUGAAGUGGAGGAGAAACAUCAUGAUUUCAUAACUGGAGAAAAAUCUUUGAGUUGCUCUCAGUGUGGAAAAUGUUUCAAAGAUAAAAGCAACCUUAUUAAGCACACAAGGAUUCAUACUAGAGAGAAGCCUUAUAAGUGCCAUCUGUGUGGAAAGAGUUUCUCACGUAAAGAACAUUUUACUGUGCACACAAGAAUUCACACUGGAGAGAAGCCUUACACGUGCCAACAGUGUGGAAAAGGUUUCAGACGUAAAGAUUACCUUAAUCUGCACACAAGAGUUCACGCAAUAAAGAAGCCUUACACGUGCAAUCAAUGUGGAGAAGUUUUCAAACGUAAAAAACACUUUAUUCUGCACACAAGAAUUCACACAAAUAAGUCUUACACGUGCCAACUGUGUGGAAAAGGUUUUGCAUGUAAAGAAAGUCUUAAUGUGCACACAACAAUUCACACUGGAGAGAGGCCUUUCACAUGCUCUCAGUGUGGAAAAGGUUUCAAAACUAAACGAAACCUUACGAAGCACACAAGGAUUCAUACUGGAGAGAAGCCUCACACGUGCCAUCUGUGUGAAAAGAGUUUCGCACGGAAAGAAAGUCUUACAAUGCACAUAAUGAUUCAUACUGGAGAGAAGCCUUACAUGUGCCAUCAGUGUGGAAAAGGUUUCAUUCGUAAAAAUCACCUUAAUCUGCACACAAGAGUUCACACUGGAGAGAAGCCUUACACGUGCCAUCAGUGUGGAAAGGGUUUCAUGGAUAAAGGAAGCCUUAAUAAGCACACAAGAAGUCAUACUGGAGAGAAGCCUUACACGUGUCAUCAGUGUGGAAAGAGUUUCGCACGUAAAGAACGUCUUCAUGUACACACAAGAGUUCACACAGGAGAGAGGCCUUACACAUGCCAACAGUGUGGAAAAAGUUUCAAACAUAAAGAACGCUUAAAUCUGCACACAAGAUUUCACACGAAGCCUCACACAUGCCAACUGUGUGGAAAAGAUUUCGUAUAUGCAGCUAGUCUCAAAUAUCAUCUCCGCGGUCACUCUGGAGAAAGGCCUUUUAAAUGUGAUAAAUGUGAUAAAACAUUUGUUGUGGAAUCAGUCCUAAAACAACAUCUGAAAACACACAGAAAUGAGAAGCCUUUCAAGUGUUCUUUUUGUGGAAAGGGUUUUACACAUCCUUCCUAUUUUAAAGAGCACCAGAAAAUACAUUCCGGUGCCGAGGUGAAUAAGUGCUCUGAAUGUGGGAGGACCUUUACUACAGCCGGCCACUUGAAAGAGCACCAAAGAAUCCAUACUGGAGAGAAACCUUUUAUGUGCUCAUACUGUGGAAAGACUUUCAGUAGGUCACAUGGCCUGAACAAGCAUGAGAUAAUUCACACCGGAGAGAAACCAUACAAGUGCUCACACUGUGGAAAGAGUUUCACUCGGUCACAAAACAUGAAAGUACACGAGAGAAUCCAUACUGGAGAAAAACCAUACCACUGCUCCUCAUGUGGAAAAGGUUUCAACCGAUUAGGUCAUCUACAGAAACAUGUCAAAAAUAAUUGCCCAAGUAGUGACAGUGAGCAAAAACCAUCUGGUCCAAAAAUAUCAAAUGUGUUAGAUCGGCGUCAUUGGAUGUCUAAAGAGUGUCUGGAAUCCAUAUUGGGAUUGAAGCAUAGUCCCACAUGGGAUGUGAUUCAUGCUGGAGAACAGCAGAUGCUACAGACACCAGUGCAGAUGUGUUUAGUGAAGCUGCUGGACUGCAGGAACCUGAUGGAGAUGGAAGGAGAAAUCAAACUAGAGGAUCAACAGAGUGAUGAAGAUGAAACCACUGUAGAGGAAGAACAUUGUGAUGAAGAUGAUGAAACCACAGCAGAGGAACAACAGAGCAAUGAAGAUGAUAAUGAAACCACAGCAGAGGAAGAACAGAGUGAUGAUGAUUUUAUUACUUCAGAGCUGAUGGAAGUGAAAGAGGAACAUCAAGAGCUGAAUGAAGUGGAGGAGGAACAUCAUGAUUUCAUAACUGGAGAAAAAUCUUUGAGUUGCUCUCAGUGUGGAAAAUGUUUCAAAGAUAAAAGAAACCUUAAGAAGCACACAAGGAUUCAUACUGGAGAGAAGCCUUACACGUGCCAUCAAUGUGGAAAGAGUUUCUCACGUAAAGAACAUUUUACUGUGCACACAAGAAUUCACACUGGAGAGAAGCCUUACACGUGCCAACAGUGUGGAAAAGGUUUCAGACGUAAAGAUCACCUUAAUAUGCACACAAGAGUUCACACAAUAAAGAAGCCUUACACGUGCAAUCAAUGUGGAGAAGUUUUCAAAUGUAAAGAACAAUUUAUUUUACACACAAGAAUUCACACGAAGUCUUACACGUGCCAAUUGUGUGGAAAAGGUUUUGCAUGUAAAGAAAGUCUUAAUGUGCACACAAAAAUUCACAAUGGAGAGAGGCCUUUCACAUGCUCUCAGUGUGGAAAAUGUUUCAAAACUAAAAGAAACCUUACAAAGCACACAAGGAUUCAUACUGGAGAGAAGCCUCACACGUGCCAUCUGUGUGAAAAGAGUUUUGUACGUAAAGAACAUCUUACUGUGCACAUAAUGAUUCAUACUGGAGAGAAGCCUUACACGUGCCAUCAGUGUGGAAAAGGUUUCAAAUGUAAAGAUCGCCUUAAUCUGCACACAAGAGUUCACACUGGAGAGAAGCCUUACACGUGCGAUCAGUGUGGAAAGAGUUUCACAGAUAAAGGAAGCCUUAAUAAGCACACAAGAGUUCAUACUGGAGAGAAGCCUUAUACGUGCCAACAGUGUGGAAAGAGUUUCGCACGUAAAGAACGUCUUCAUGUACACACAAGAGUUCACACAGGAGAGAGGCCUUACACAUGCCAACAGUGUGGAAAAAGUUUCAAGCGUAAAGAACGCUUAAAUCUGCACACAAGAUUUCACACGAAGCCUCACACAUGCCAACUGUGUGGAAAAGAUUUCGUAUAUGCACCUAGUCUCAAAUAUCAUCUCCGCGGUCACUCUGGAGAAAGGCCUUUUAAAUGUGAUAAAUGUGAUAAAACAUUUGUUGUAGAAUCAGUCCUAAAAAAACAUCUGAAAACUCACACAAAUGAGAAGCCUUUCAAGUGUUCUUUUUGUGGAAAGAGUUUUACACAUCCUUCCUAUUUUAAACAGCACCAGAAAAUACAUUCCGGUGCCGAGGUGAAUAAGUGCUCUGAAUGUGGGAGGACCUUUACUACAGCCGGCCACUUGAAAGAGCACCAAAGAAUCCAUACUGCCGAGAAACCUUUUAUGUGCUCAUACUGUGGAAAGACCUUCAAUAAGUCACAUGGCCUGAAAAAACACGAGAGAAUUCACACCGGAGAGAAACCAUACAAGUGCUCACACUGUGGAAAGAGUUUCACUCUGUCACAAAACAUGAAAGUACACGAGAGAAUCCAUACUGGAGAAAAACCAUACCACUGCUCUUCAUGCGGAAAAGGUUUCAACCGAUCAGGACAUCUACAGCAACAUGUCAAAAAUAAUUGCCCAAGUAGUCACAGUGACCAAGAAUCAUCUUCAGGUCCAACAAUAUCAAGCAAAUAGUUUGAAAUUCAGAUAAACCCAAAGAUAGAAUUCCUCUCAGAUGUGCAGCAUCAUUUAAAGUCUCGGGUAUACUUUGUUUUUCUGCGUUCCGGAUCGCGUUCCGGAUCGCCUCGCACACUGUCGAGUACUCAGCCAUUCAAAGUAUACUCUUUUGACAGCAAGCAACUACAAACGCGUUUGAUGCAUGUACGCUACGACUAGUUUGUGAUACAGUCAACAGCAAGUGCAUGCGCCAAUGAUGCAUACAGACUUGGACUGAUUCUCGAGAAAAUAUGGGCAGCACAUGGACCAUCCGUGCAGACUGUGCUGACGACGAAAAGUGCUUUAUGCAUACUGUGUGUGUUACGAUCAGCAAUGAAGACAACCAAAGUUUACUUUGCUCUUCAGGCCGCCUUUACACCUGGUAUUAACUUGCCUUUCAUUGUGUCAGGAUAUUCUUUAGCUGGAUUGCAUUUACACCUCGCAGUCACGUGCUAGUAGAUGAGAAUGUUUUCUCAAGCAAGCUGUCCACUCUUGCUUCUCCUUUGUUUAACCUUUUGUUUAAAUAAUUGUUUCUAAAAUUAUGGCUUGUGUGGCCAUAAAUGUUGUCGCAAUGUGUUUAAUUAAAUGUGCAAUUAU